UUACAUGGUGUUUGGUGAGUUAGACAUCCAUGCUUACUCAGUCACUAUAUAUGUUUCCUUCUCUCAUACCAUCAACCCAACAAAAAGAACACAAAUACCUUACCAACCAAAUUGAAAGAAUUGGAGUAGUCAUGGAACCAACCAAUGCUGCUCAUGAGAUGGUGGAAACUAACGCUAGAGCUACCACUGACGCUCAGCUGUAUCCGCCACCCGAAGUGCUAGCCGUUGAUGAGAAUAUUACUGCGAAUCCAAGCCAUGACGGGAGAUACAUACAAUACAACAUACGCGACAAUAUCAUCGAACUCACUGCAAAGUAUAAGCCACCAGUCAUGCCUAUUGGCAGAGGUGCUUAUGGCUUCGUUUGUUCAGCUACAAACUGGGAGACCAAUGAAAAGGUGGCAAUAAAGAAAAUUGAUCAGGCAUUUGAAAACAAAAUCAAGGCAAAGAGAACUUUACGUGAAAUCAAGCUUCUUCGUCACUUCGAGCAUGAAAAUAUUAUUGGAAUCAAAGACCUAAUAUUGCCUCCUCAGAGAGAUGCUUUUGAAGAUGUAUACAUUGCAUUUGAGUUAAUGGAGACUGACCUUCAUAACAUCAUAACAUCCGGUCAAGAGCUAGAGUCACUUCAUUACGAGUUUUUCUUGUACCAAAUCCUGUGUGGAUUAAAGUACAUUCACUCAGCCAAUGUGUUACAUAGAGAUUUAAAACCAAGCAACCUCCUCGUGAACGAGAACUGUCAACUAAAGAUCUGUGAUUUUGGACUUGCUCGUGGUACUUCAGAGCAUAAUGCAAUGACUGAGUAUGUUGUCACAAGGUGGUACCGUGCACCUGAGCUUCUCCUGAACUCAUCUGCUUACACCUCAGCAAUAGAUAUAUGGUCCGUUGGCUGUAUCUUCUUGGAGUUGCUGACUCGCAAAACGGUCUUCCGCGGUAGAGAUCCUGUUCAUCAGCUUCGUUUGAUCUUGGAGCUCCUAGGCUCUCCAUCAGAAGAAGAACUUGGAUCAUUGAGUGAAAAUGCUAAGCUAUACUUAAGGCAGCUUCCUUAUCAUGAUCGCCAAUCAUUCUUUGUGGUAUUCCCAAACGUGCCUUACCCUGCUCUUGACUUGAUAAUGAAGAUGCUAAAGUUUGACCCUAGACAAAGAAUCUCAGUUGAAGACGCGCUUGAUCAUCCAUAUCUGAGAGAGAUGCAAGACUUCACUGAUGAACCAGUGUGCAUGACCCCCUUCAACUUCGAUUUAGAGGAACAGCCAUUCACAGAGGGGGAGAUUAAGGAGUUAAUCUACCGUGAAGCCUUAGCUUUCAGCCCUUAACCAACAGCAGUUGGAAACGGACAUUGACUUUGCCUUGGAAGCAAUUCAUGAAAAAAUCCAUCAUCAGUCUUCUAAACUCAUAAAAUAUUUCUAUGUAUUAAGAUAUUGUGCUAGAUAUCCUAAAUAAACCAUAUUUGGUA
Molecule: messenger RNA, 1447 nt
Organism: Brassica napus (rape)
Lineage: Eukaryota; Viridiplantae; Streptophyta; Magnoliopsida; Brassicales; Brassicaceae
Product: mitogen-activated protein kinase homolog MMK1-like
Exons: 6
Coding region: 30-1307 (425 amino acids)
Biological process (GO): protein phosphorylation; intracellular signal transduction
Cellular component (GO): cytoplasm; nucleus
Molecular function (GO): MAP kinase activity; ATP binding
Source: RefSeq, a predicted model, not a curated record